AUGCCCUUUUCGGAGCCCGUGCGCACGGGCCUCGGCGGCGAGCGGCGGCUUGGUUCUGCACCACGCCACGACGAGCGGCGGCGCGGAUCUAUCCCGCACAACGGCGGUGGCUUCGGCGGUGAGAAGACCAUGAAGAUCCCGCCGCCCUUUGACUUGGCUAGGGUUAGGAGGAAGAAAGCCAAGGACAACAACAUCCAAGCGGGUGAUGGCCGGCUUGUGGCCUUCUCGUACAGAGAACUGCGUUCUGCAACCAACAACUUCUCCGAAAAGCUCGGGCAAGGUGGCUUCGGCUCCGUCUUCAAGGGGCAGCUCCGCGAUUCGACCGCCAUCGCGGCCAAGAGGCUCGACAGCAGCUUCCAGGGAGAGAAGCAAUUCAGAGCUGAAGUGAGCUCGCUCGGCAUCGUCCAGCACAUGAACCUGGUGAAACUUGUCGGCUUCUGCUGCCAAGGCGAGAACCGGUUCCUCGUCUACGAGCACAUGCCGAACCGGUCCCUCGACGUCCACCUGUUCCAGAGCACCGGCGGCGGCGUGUUCCUGGACUGGGCCUCCCGGUACCAGAUCGCCGCCAGGGUCGCCAGGGGCCUCGCCUACCUCCACGACGGCUGCCGGGACCGGAUCAUCCACUGCGACGUUAAGCCGGAGAACAUCCUCCUCGACGAGUCGCUCCGCCCGAAACUCGCCGACUUCGGGAUGGCCAAGCUCGUGGGGCGGGGCUUCAGCCGCGCGCUGACCACCAUGAGGGGCACCAUGGGGUACCUCGCGCCGGAGUGGAUCGGCGGCGCGGCCGUCACGCCCAAGGUCGACGUGUACAGCUACGGCAUGGUGCUGCUGGAGCUCGUGUCGGGGAGGAGGAACGCCUCCGGCGGCGUCGGCGAGGAGUGCCGCAGCACGGGGGCCUCCGGCGGCGGCGUGUAUUUUCCCGUGAAAGCGGCGAGGGAGCUGGUCGAGGGGGACGUGGGGACGCUGCUGGACGAGAGGCUGCGCGGCGACGCGGACCUCGAGGAGGUCGAGAGGGCCUGCAAGGUGGCGUGCUGGUGCAUCCAGGACGACGAGGAUGACCGGCCGGCGAUGGGGGAGGUGGUUCAGAUGCUCGAGGGCGUGCUGGACCGCGGCAUGCCACCGCUGCCGAGGUUGCUGGAGGCCAUCUUGGGAAGACCACACUCGUCAACGCAACAGACGACAACUGUUUCAAAUACGUCAGCAACCUUUACUAGUGCUAGUGGAUCAUCACAAAAUUAA
Messenger RNA from Panicum virgatum (switchgrass), 1239 nucleotides. RefSeq names its product G-type lectin S-receptor-like serine/threonine-protein kinase At2g19130. Gene Ontology annotation, biological process: protein phosphorylation. The transcript is spliced from 2 exons. The record is from RefSeq and is a predicted model, not a curated record. Gene Ontology annotation, molecular function: ATP binding; protein kinase activity. The coding region runs from base 1 to 1239 and encodes 412 amino acids. NCBI's taxonomy places the organism in Eukaryota, Viridiplantae, Streptophyta, Magnoliopsida, Poales, Poaceae.